Penicilliopsis zonata CBS 506.65 is the source of this 1008-nucleotide messenger RNA. RefSeq lists its product as hypothetical. The transcript is spliced from 4 exons. Gene Ontology annotation, cellular component: cytoplasm. Gene Ontology annotation, molecular function: glutathione transferase activity. NCBI's taxonomy places the organism in Eukaryota, Fungi, Ascomycota, Eurotiomycetes, Eurotiales, Aspergillaceae. The record is from RefSeq and is a predicted model, not a curated record. Bases 1 to 1008 code for a protein of 335 amino acids.
AUGUCUGAAAUCCACAAAUCUGGGACUGCCGACGGAUGGCACGGCGUCAUCAGUCCAGACAGCGAGUUUCCUCCUGAAAAAAGCCGAUACCAUCUAUACAUUGGUCUAUUCUGCCCCUUUGCUCACCGGGUGAAUCUUGUCCUCCAUCUCAAGGGAUUGACGGAUCUCAUCGACGUGUCGGUCGUGUAUCCGUAUCCCAAGGGUGAUAGUAAGGGAUGGCCUGGUUGGCGGUUCCCACCGGAUAAUACCGAGUACGACCUUGCAACGGUCGACAAGCUGUUCGGCAGCUCGUACUUGCAUGAGGUGUAUUUCCGCGCGGACCGGGAGUAUAAGGGGAGGUAUUCUGUUCCCUUGCUUUGGGACACGAAGACGAACAAGGCGGUCAAUAAUGAAAGUGCAGAGAUGCUCCGUUGGCUCCCCUCGGCGUUUGACUCGAUAUCGCCUGAUCUGGCGGAGUUGGAUCUGUACCCAUCUGCACUGAGAGGGGAGAUUGACGACAUAUCCGAGUGGAUGCAGGCUCAUGUGAACGCGGGGGUGUACAAAGCCGGAUUUGCGAAUAGCCAGGAGGAAUACGAUGCCAACGUGGUGAAGGUGUUUGGUGCGCUGAACAAGCUCGAGGAGAUCGUGUACGCAAAGGGGGGCCCGUUCGUGCUGGGCAAGACGCUGACGGAGCUCGACGUACGCCUGUACGCGACGCUCAUCCGUUUCGAUACGGUGUACGUCCAGCAUUUCAAGUGUAACCUGGGCACGAUCCGGCAUGAUUACCCCGUCUUGAACAAUUGGUUGAAGCAUUUGUAUUGGAACGUCAAGUCCUUCAAGGAGACGACAAAUUUCAAACACAUCAAGGAGAAUUAUACCAAAAGCCAUUUUGAUAUCAACCCCAAAGCGAUCACUCCUAUGGGUCCGUUCCCGGACAUUGAGACUGGUGUCGAGGAGGAUUUCUCGCGGCUCAAGGUUGGGAGUGUGAAUCAUCUGGCCGUGGUGGAAUUCCAGCGGACUCUGGGGUAA